GGUUGCUUAUCGCAUUGCCAAGCAAAAGAAGCCACAUACGAUUGGAGAGACCUUGGUAAAGCCAUGUGCCCUUGAAAUGGUCGAGCUGGUUUGUGGCUUGGAGCAGAGGAAGAAAAUUGCAGCAGUGCCUUUGUCAAAUGACGUCAUCCACUCUACAAUUGUUGACAUUUCUUCUAAUAUUCUGAAGCAAGCCAUCGACAUCUUAGAAAUGGUGAAUAGUUUCUUUGCCAAGCAAAACUUCGACUGGAAGAAAAAUCUUUGUACUCUGUGCACAGACGGAGAACCUGCGAUGCUUGGCAACACAUCUGGUUUUGCUGCUUUGGUGAAAAAAGAAGCUCCUCAGGUCAUUGUUUUCUACAUCGGCAUGCAUUGGCGUCAAAGUCUCAGCCAGCAAUUCUGA
Molecule: messenger RNA, 400 nt
Organism: Homarus americanus (American lobster)
Lineage: Eukaryota; Metazoa; Arthropoda; Malacostraca; Decapoda; Nephropidae
Product: protein ZBED8-like
Exons: 2
Source: RefSeq, a predicted model, not a curated record